AUGUCUCGCCAUCACCCUGAUCUGGUCAUGUGUCGCAAGACCGCCGGUAUCUCAAUCGGCCGUCUCUGCGACAAAUGCGACGGCAAAUGCCCCGUAUGCGACAGUUACGUCCGUCCCACAACCCUAGUCCGCAUCUGCGACGAAUGCUCUUUCGGAAACUACCAGAACAAGUGUGUUGUCUGCGGUGGCGAGGGAAUCUCGGAUGCCUUUUACUGCUUCGAAUGCACGCGUCUGGAAAAGGACAGAGACGGCUGCCCCAAGAUUAUAAAUCUGGGUAGUUCGAGGACAGACUUGUUCUACCAGAAAAAGAACUUUAGGAAUCAUUAG
This is a messenger RNA of Aureobasidium pullulans EXF-150, 327 nucleotides long. Its product is annotated as PHF5-like protein. Lineage: Eukaryota; Fungi; Ascomycota; Dothideomycetes; Dothideales; Saccotheciaceae. The record is from RefSeq and is a predicted model, not a curated record. Bases 1 to 327 code for a protein of 108 amino acids. The transcript has 3 exons. Gene Ontology annotation, cellular component: U2 snRNP; catalytic step 2 spliceosome; precatalytic spliceosome. Gene Ontology annotation, biological process: mRNA splicing, via spliceosome.